GGUCGCUUACAAAUAGGUCACAACAUGCCUUUCUCCUGCUCUAGUCACUCUCUCUGCCCAUGCACGAUUCUAUAACGGGUAACUGGGAUUGAGGAUGCACGAGCACAAAUGUCAGGCUUUUUUCUUUCUUUGACAGCUUGCCUAUAUUUGGAUGCGUGAAGCUGGAGGUCACAGAGAGCCUGCAGCUGGACCACUGCGCGCUGUGCGUAUAGGAAAGUGGGUCUGAUGUUCGGAAACGUGCCAGACUGUGCGGGAAAGUUGUCCAUUUGCUUGCAUGCUUUUUUUUUUUUUAAAUAGCUACUGUUAUUGGACGUUUGCAUUGCUACACCAACAUGCAGUCUGUGGUCAUACAGACCCAACGCGACCUUUCCAACCCCACGACUGUCGGUGGAAAAGUGGGUUUUUGUCGCUCUCGUAACAUCACAACCUGCGCCAGGCUUCACACUGUGCGCGUUCCCUAUUUAGACCUGAUGACAUAUGCAACACGUUCCAGAUUUGCCAUCAUGCUUCUUCCACAGACGACGAGACAUGAAAUCCUCAUCUGACACCUUCCUCCUCCUGUGUGCGCGCUGCUAACUCCUCCCUCUCUUCCUCCCUCAUGUUGGCUGGCAUGUAAGGUGACACCAGCCAAUCACGUCUCAUUCCGCUUCUACUUCGAAGGCGGAAACUCAGAUUUGGCCGUAUAUAAGCGGCCGAGCGUGGGAUUUUUCUAUCAAUGUGUGUGCCUCCCAAGGUUCGUUCUGUGACGCGCGGGAAUCUGUUUUGACAGCGUGGCGUGGCAGUGACCGAGCCGAGAGAACUCGACCCUCACAGCUGCCGGGCUGGGACUGAAACCCAUGCCGCUGCAGCCAGACAGAGCGCUGUCCGCCCUCUGUGGUGCUGAACCUCAGGACCCGACCCUGCGACAGGUGACGUAGAGCUCGUCUAAGAGACUCAAGUGAUAAAGAAGAAGAAGGAAAAGAAGAAAGCAACAGCAAAGCUGCACAAAGACUUUAUGUGUGUGGAUUUGAAGCAGGUUAAAAACAGAAGAAAGUGAAAGCAGGGAGAGGAAGUGAUGGCCGGACUCCCCCCCGCCCUCGGCGUCGCUGCAGCGGUGUGAGCACAGCAGUGCGCUGCCGCCUCGUACCGGAACCCAGCGGAGCCUCCGAAGGAGGAGAGUCAGAGAUAAGUGAGUGGCGGUUGACGGUUCGUUGCGCGUGGACUGGAGCGCGGCAAGCUCCCUGUCUGACCUAGCGCUCCUGGGGAGCACGCGGACCUCCUUGGCGCGCAGGCUGAUACUGACAGCACCUUUGGGCGCACUGGACUUCAGCGAGGUGAAUGUUGACGACACCAUUGAGAUGUUACCAAAAUCAAGAAGAGCUCUCACUAUUCAAGAGAUUGCUGCGUUAGCACGAUCCUCCCUGCAUGGUAUUUCCCAGGUGGUCAAGGACCAUGUGACGAAGCCUACAGCCAUGGCACAGGGCAGAGUAGCCCAUCUAAUAGAGUGGAAAGGCUGGUGCAAGCCUAUAGACACUACAGCGGCCCUGGAGUCAGACUUCAACUCCUAUUCUGACCUCACUGAAGGAGAGCAGGAGGCACGCUUUGCUGCUGGUGUGGCGGAGCAGUUUGCCAUUGCAGAGGCUAAGCUGAGGGCCUGGUCCUCCGUGGAUGGCGACGAGUCCAAUGAUGACUCAUAUGAUGAAGACUACCUGCCUGCGAAUGAGCCCACCACACAGAGCACAGAUGUGCCAUCUUAUCCUCCCUACUUGAAGGACCUGAUCCACAGUCAGCUUUGCCAACACCUCGGCUUCCGAAGCCCCUGUUGCGAGAGUCGAGGUGGAGGUGUAGAGGGAGGUGGCAGUGGAGAGCCCUCCCCUACGGCAGGCUCUCCUGACACCCUGUGCUCCAGCCUCUGCAGCCUGGAUGAGCAGCACCCGCUGCUGCGCGACCUGGGAGGCCACCGCGGCACCCACUCCCACAGCAACGCCGCAGAGCUUGCUGCAAAGAUCCUGUCAGCGCUGCAUGGACGGGAGGAGCUGCUCCUUGCCCGACUUCAGAGGGUGGGGCAGAGUGGGCCUGGCGGGGGAGACUGUGGCUUCCAAAGCCUGGGAGUGGUAGGGCGGGGCAUCAGGCCCUGUGGGGGUCAGGACUCGCCUUGCUACUCAAUGUCUUAUUCUGACACGUACCUGUCACCAGGUGAGGAUGACGACACCCCCUGCAAGGACUAUGACAGCACCGUGUGCCAGGUGGAGGCGGAGCGCAACAGGGUGGAAUACCCGCCCGACUACGACCCUCGCAGGAGGGUGUCCGACGUGGCCUCCUCUGGUGUCGUUUCUCUGGAUGAGGAGGACGAAGAGGAGGAGGAGGAAGAAGAGAGGGCAGGAGAGCCAAACAACCAGUGACUCCUCUCUUCUCGCCUCAGUGUUGAAUCCCUCCACACCCUCCGAAAGAUUCCCUCGCCCCCUUCAUGGCAUCUGAAAAAUGUCACCCUCUGAGCAUGUUGGGUUUUUUUCUGUCUCUCCUUGGACCGAUUAAAUCAUCCGUCUUUGCCUUACUUGCAGCAUUUCCUCAUAACUGCUUUGUCCUCAUCCCACGUCUCCCGUCAGUUUUCCUUUGAAGGCGUCCAAACAAUCCUUUUUCUUAUCAAUGUGAAAGCGGCGAGUGUGCUGGACUUGCUGAAGCAGCCCAGCGACCGACUCGUGGGUAUGACGCUCACAGUUUUCGGCUCUGUUCUGUACCUGUGAAGCAAACAGACGCCACUCCGAGGCACACAGAAUGCCUGAGAGUCCAAAACUCUGACUUACUAUUUGCAUGUUUUUUGCAAGUGCUGAAAUCAUUGGGCUGACCCGGUCUUGAGCACGAUUUGUAAUCUCAGCUGUUCUGUAUAACCCCCCUCCCUCCCUGCCCAUCUCCCCCCUCCCACCUCAGCGUCUCCCACAGGAGGGCAGGUUGACAUUGCAUCCUGGGACCUGCCCUUCCUCCCUCCCCCCAAACCCCCCUCCUUUGCAAGAGACUAAAUAGCAUCCUUUUUGGGCAUGGCUUGCUGAGUAUGCCAAACUAUUUAUCCCUGUCACUACCAAUUAUGAGCAAAUGCUGGGAAUGUCUUCAAAGUGACAGGACAUAGUAUGUAUUUUAAAAUAACAAAGUUAAAAAAAACAACUAACAAACAAACAAAUUUGUCACAGAUGAUAUGACAGAAAUGAUAUGUUUUUAUUGUACUAGUUUUCUAUCACUCAGACAGUCGUUGUUCAUAUUAUUCCAAACGUCAUUAUGAUGGGCAUCCGCCAUAAUGAUCAGCUUUGGCUUCUGGAUAUUUUGAGUGAUUCUGUGGAUUCCUGCAGGGAAAACACAAGAAUUUUGGCAGUCCUGAAGUGGCUGUGGGUGUUCAGCAGGAAGCCACGCAGUCUUAAACAGACAGAUAUGUUUUUUUGUUUUUUCCUCUGUGAAGCGAUAAGUUGCAUUGGAGAUUUUUCUAUAUUUUUGUAUGCGUUGUCUUGCUUUGAUCUCUUCGCCUAUGCGGCGUGCCAGUGUAUGUGGUUUUUGCACGAAGCUAACGUGGCUGUAGAUUUCUCCUUUUCUUUGUUAUCACUGUGUGAUAUAGUCUACUGGGAAACAAACAAACAAAAAAAACAUUCAAAUGUGAACAAAAAAAAAUUAUUUCAAAAGAAGAUACUGUGAUACAGUUUGUUAUCGCCAUUUGUCAUGAUCCUCGUGAAGAGCUUGUUUUUUUUUUUCCCUCCCUUCCUCCUUUUUUUCUUUCCAAAAACGCUCUUCGCUCUCUUCUCUCAUGCUGACUCUCGGAAAGCUUUGCCUUUUAUUCUCGACUUUCUCUUCUUUUUCUACGAUGCUUGGCAAAAGGGCAUGUUUAUGUGACACGUUGCAGAAUCUCCUGUCUCCAUUGUGACGUCAGGAGUCCUGUUGAGGUUCUCCCAGAGGGACUGUCAUUCAUACAACUCAGGAAAUCCCAUCGGACCAGAGCAUCGAUGCAUCCCGCCCCCGCUCGCAUCACACCGCUCAGCUCUCAUCCUCCGUGUGUGUGUGUGUGUGUGUGUGUGUGUGUGUGUGUGUGCGAAAAAGCCCGGUGCGCAUACUAAUUUUCUACAAAUAAUUAAAGCACAGAAUCAGUCCCCACAUCCCUUAAUUUAUUUUGUUCGACUGUUUAGAAAAACCUCACUGUGCUACUCUGUAAGUUUUUGCACAGGUGUGUGGGUGUGUUAUUGUGUGUAUGUGUGUCUGUAUUGUAAGAUGUCAGCAAGCACUUUAAGCUUGCACCGUAUAUUCAUUCCAAAAUCCCUUCAAUGCAGCAAUUCCCUUUAAAACAGUGUCUGGUGUAGCUGGGAGCUGGACAGAGGUUUGACUUCUACCAGUGUGGGAGAUUAAAAAAAACAAAAGGUGCAUAAAAUGAAAAAAAAAAUUAAGCAAAAAGUGGCGAUAAAGCUAAAUCGUCUGAAUUCUGAUCAAAACUAUGUGAAUAUGAGGAGGAGCAUUUGAAAAGAUUGUGACAACUCAGGGGGAACCAUUGAAGCUGUGCCUUUCAUUUGACCUCCCAUGUUUCAUCAUCAUCGCCAUAAUCAAAUCUACGAUGUCACUCAGGCCGUAGCUUGGCCUCCUUCCCCCCCUUUGCUAAAAAAACAAAAAAAACAAUAUGAGUGAGAGCAGAGUAAAAAUCCUGAGUUGGAGUCGGACAGCGAGAGCAAAGAUCCUGUUGCGUCUCCUCUGUGUCCGCCUGCUGUAGCUGGAGGUUACAGCCGGCCCAUUUGCGUCAUUGUCCUUUUGGUUGACAUUAAAAGCUGGGCGAUGCUGGCAAAGCGAGGUUGUGCUUUUGUCUGGGUGUCGUGACGCGAGUGUGCCAUUGUCCACCCCCCACCCUGAAACCCCCUCCUUUUUUCCUCUAUUUAUCUUCUCACUUUGUCCACCACUGUGUUUGUGUGUCUCUGAGCGUCCUCACCUUCCAUCUGUGUGUGACUGUGUGUGUGUGAGACUGAAGGUGAUGCAUUUUUCAUUCACCCAGCUGUCUUAUUCUGUCUCACACAGAUCCACAAAAUGUGUUUUAUUAUUAGAGACUUCAGCCAUUAACCUUUUCCUGUGUAGAAGUGGCAUUUUUCUGGAUUUCUUCAUCUUUUCUGUCCUCCUGGGAGUGUUUUGUCCAUAUAAAAAGUAAAAAAUAGCAGAUUUCCCACUGACACGCACGCAGACAGCCUGAUGAAUGUGUCCCGUUUCCAUCCUGUUGUAGCCGUCCUGUCAUUUCCUGUCUCCUCUUCUCCCACCUUUCUUUUGUCCCUUCCCCCCCCCCCCCCCCUCCCCAUUCUCUCUCUCGCCCUCCAUCUAUCUCCACAGGGGUCUCAUUACGUAACUAAGAGGACAUCUGAGUGCCACCUUUGCCGACAGGCAAUUAGCUAGCGAUUAUAAAACCGCCUGGUGAUCGGGAGAUGCGUGUCUCUCCUGUCUAUCGUUUUCCCCUUCACUCUGUCGUUACCCUCCCCCCACUGCCUCUCCUCACCACCACCACCACCUGUUUUCUAAGUGACAUCUUUCGAGGUUGGCUGUCCCAGAAAACUCCUCACAGUUUUUUUACUUCCACGGUCUCUGUUUUGAAGUGAACAAUAUUUUGUGGGCCACUAACAAAAGACCACCCUGCUGUCUCUGAGUCUGACAGAUGUCUUUGCAAUGAAACAUAUUCCUUAGUGUGUGUGUGUGUGUGUGUGUGUGUGUGUGUGUGUGUCUGGGCAGUGUGUUUUCGUUUGUUGCUUCAGGCAAGCACUGACAUUGGAUACUUAUUAGAGAGAGGUGUUCCAGAUUCUGUGUGUACGUGUGUGAUAGUGACGGAAGAACCCAGCGCUAUAAAAAGACAUCAAAACAUCUGUUGGACAGUGUCAACGCAGGGGAGGGGGGUGGGGGGGUGUAUGAAUAUUCAGUUGGCGUUGGUGCCCCUGUCCCCUUAUAACCUACUUACCAUUUUAGAGCAAAGCUGAAGGGCCUGGGGACGGAUCUCUUUCUCUCCGCGCCACAGCCCCACCCGCCUGUGGAUAUCAGGACGAGAGCUGCAAACACAAGACAGACAGAGAGCGUGAAAAGUGCUGCAGGAACACAGAGAGUGGAAUCUUCCCAGGCAGAGAUGGUCUAUGUUUAACCUACAUUAGCCACUGCUGUUUUAAUUAAAAUGUUCCACAAAUCCUCGGGGGUGGGUGUUUGGGUGCACAUGGCGACGCGUGCACUCUGAAAUGAGAGGAGGCUUGUGUGAGUUCAGAGAGCAAAGCCAUACAACUGAGAGAGAGGCAUCGCAGCACUAUGGGCUAACAGGGUACGAGGAAAUGACUGUAAAUGAAUGUAUUGUCCCAUCCACAUCCUACCUGGGAUGCAUGUACCACCACCCACAUCCACCCACAUCUAACACUCAAACUCAACCUCUCCUCCUUCUGAAUUGAAAUCAUCUCUCUCUCUUUCUUUUUUCCUCCCUCUUCUUUUUAAUACUUUCUUCCUGUUUUGGCUGAAUGUAAUUAUUUGAAUAUUACCAUAUUGGAUUUGAAAAAAAACAACAACUUUGUCUGCUGCAUCUGAUAUUAUUUCAACUUAAUAAAAAUAUUGUUAUUGCUA
Molecule: messenger RNA, 6573 nt
Organism: Haplochromis burtoni (Burton's mouthbrooder)
Lineage: Eukaryota; Metazoa; Chordata; Actinopteri; Cichliformes; Cichlidae
Gene: fam131ab
Exons: 6
Coding region: 1338-2381 (347 amino acids)
Source: RefSeq, a predicted model, not a curated record